Molecule: messenger RNA, 306 nt
Organism: Macrosiphum euphorbiae (potato aphid)
Lineage: Eukaryota; Metazoa; Arthropoda; Insecta; Hemiptera; Aphididae
Source: the annotation of a GenBank genome assembly
AUGGCCGUGUGGACAAAUUCAGCCAAAGUAACAGAGUUCGGAUGGAAAUCAAUGCCUUAUAACUUACCUGCUGUCGACAAUACCCAGGAAAGUAAACAGAAGCCGUCGGAAAUCGGUGAUUUCCCUAGUUUGCUGGUGCACAAAAGGGCUGUGUCGUGUCCUAACAUGGUCUUGCUGAAAAAUUCUGCAGCUGAAGCACUACUAGAGACCUGGUGCAAAUCUACUAGGUACCAAUAUAAUACUGACGGCUAUCUACGAUAUCCGGGAAAAUGGACAGAAACCUUUGGAAAACUGCGAUUUCCAUAG